AUGAAUCCACCAUUGUUUAAAUAUGUUUCUUUGCCGAUCACCACUCAAGAGCAAGCAGAUGAGCUCAUUAAGUUGAGCUUAUCGGUCCAUGCUUUACCAUCUCUCAGAACACAAAAUGGUAAGAAGAUUUGGUACCUCACUCCAAAUCAAUUUAAAUUGACAAAUCCACACUGGGAUAAGAUGAUUUCAGACGUUGUUGAGGAUUCAGCUCGACGUGGAUUGGGAGUAAGCUCCAAGAAGCAAAUCUCACAUGAACUUGAGUACUUGGUAUUAUACCAAGAAGGAAGUGUCGAUUUUCACAGAGGAAAGAAGCACACCACUCACGAACAUCACCGCCUGAAAGCUGAGAAGCAACCAUUUGCAAAACUUAUCGUUCAAUUGCCUUCAGUGUACAAUGGUGGUGUAGUCAUUGUUCGAUACAAUGAGAAGGAGGUUCAAUAUGAUUUCUCAGAUUCUUCAAGUUAUUUACCGUCCUAUAUAUCAAUGUAUGAUGAGUGUGAUCGUGAAGAAUGCUCCAUUCAAAGUGGCUAUCGAUUGUGUCUCGUCUACAAAAUUGUUUUCACAGGAGGAGUGGGACGAGUUCCAAAAUUUGAUCAUGGAGCACAAAUCAGUCACGAUUUAACAAGAAUUGUAGAUGAGUGGUCAGAUCAGGAAAUUCCCAUGGCAUUUUAUCCACUCUCCAAUGUGUACUCUCAGACAUGCUUUAAUUUCGAAUCUCUUAAAGAUGACGAUGCAUUAAUUUUCAAUUUACUCAAUACGUUCAAUGCUCGAUACUCACUGUUACACUUGUUCCUUGCAGUUUUCGAGAAGAAAGCACUAACAACAGCCAAAAGUAAUGAGCCACAAAACAUUACCUAUCGAGCAUCUUCACUAUUGGGUCCAAAUAAUGACACUCGAUUCCAAAAAUAUGAUUUGACUUUGGACGUCUCGAGUAUAUUUCCUUUCGAUACUUUGCAGGACAUGCCUUUCAAAGAGAAGAAACAGUGUGGCAAUGGUAUGAUAGAAUUGAGAUGCACUUGCACGUGCUUAAUCAUUAUUCCUAAAAAGGUUGACUACAUGUUCUGGGCAUAUACAGAUCCAAUGUCUUGUUAUAAGGGAUUUUUAUCCCUCUAUAAGCAAUACAAAAGUGAUCCGACACGAAGAGAUGCCUGUAUUCGACUUGCCCUCUCGCAAAAAGAUUCACCUUCUUUCAAAAACAAUAUUACUGAACUUGUACCCAUUCUGAUUGAUUUGAAAGAUACCAACUUGUUGAAAACAUUUAUUGCGAGCGCUUCAGCCAAUAUCACUCUCGGUACAUGGAAUGUCAUCUUGUCACAAUUUUCAAUGGAUGAUUUAAAGCAAGAGUUUUUGUCGAGCGUGGUUCAAUCGACAUGUGCCAAUGCCAACAGCCUUGGUCAAAGAUUACAAGCAUCCAUUGAAAUGGUAUCGAAAUUUAAUAAUUUACAACUCUCUCAAGAAUUUAUCACUCGGAUCAUUGAAACUGUUAGUACCAAUACUGCUCUACAGUUUAUCUGCAUUCAAGUCAUUGGCAUACUACUGAAUGCAGUAAAUUCGUUACAACUACCGAUCACUCCUGCAUUCAAGAAGGUACUAGUGAAACGUCUAGAUAAUUAUGUAUUCUCGGAUAAAAUUAUGGGAAUCGUUACAUCCGUAUUGAAGACAUGCCUCAAGAAUGAUGAAAGACAAAUUUGUGACACUAUUGUCAAUAGCAUGUUUCAAACUGUGACUCCACAAAUUCUAGAGAAUUCACUGGAGGGUUUUAUUGCUAUCAUUCACUUGAUCGGAUUGGAGUUAACAAUGUCACGAGUGCAAAAUGUUCUUAAAAACAUCAAUUCAAUUCCAGGAUAUUUGAGCAUCAUGACCAAACUACAAACAAAUUACUUGGAAAGUAAUUCGGAAAAUCACAAGGAAGCAUUUUUUAUUUUCAAGGAAUGCAAACAACAUGUCAUUAAUGCAUUUCAUCUCAUGCAAAACCUUGAUCUCUCUAUUUGCCAACAAGUACUUUCAUUUUUUUGGAAAUGCAAAUUGGUCGAAGAUAUUACUGUACUCACUUCAACGAUAAUUGUCAAAGCAGGAACAGAUUACGAAACAUUACUCGCUCUCAUUCAUUUUAUUGACAAAAACUUGGGACUAAAUGCAUUUCAGCACAUUGCAUUCAAUUCAAUCCUUUUGAACUGCUCGAAUAUUGUCAAGGUACACUUAUCUCAAGCUUCAACAAGUACUGGACAAGAUUGGUCUUUCAAUGUUGAAACGAUGUGCCAUUGCAACUAUUGCCAACCUGCAGAACAGUUUUUGAAAGACAAGACGCAACGACAAGUCGAGUUCAGACAUGCUGAAAAAUACAGAAAUCACAUAACAGAACGAGUGAAGUGUGCUGUUGGUGACAAUAGCAAGUAUUUGAAAUUUGAGACCAUCAAGACAGGCUCUCCCUAUGGAUUUCCAUUAAGAAAAUUGCCUGUCAACAAUUCUGGUUCCUCAUCUUCCUCACAAGUUCCAGGAUAUAUUGUCACAAAUUCACCCACAGGCAUGUCCUCAAGCAAUAGUAAUGCAUCGAUUGCCUCGACUUCAUCAUCGUCAGGUGUCAAAAGGGUCAUCAACCAUUCUUCUUCUUCAUCCUCGUUGAAUCCACCAAACAAAAAGUCCAAGGAACGCUAA
Molecule: messenger RNA, 2655 nt
Organism: Naegleria fowleri
Lineage: Eukaryota; Heterolobosea; Eutetramitea; Acrasida; Naegleriidae
Exons: 3
Coding region: 1-2655 (884 amino acids)
Source: RefSeq, a predicted model, not a curated record